Messenger RNA from Seminavis robusta, 2817 nucleotides. Lineage: Eukaryota; Bacillariophyta; Bacillariophyceae; Naviculales; Naviculaceae. The record is from the annotation of a GenBank genome assembly.
AUGGUUAUUACUUCCACUACUGGUAGAGCCACCUCUCGUACGUCGCUGACGGGCUUUGAAAAGCGGCAAGCCGAAGAGCAACUAUUGGAUCGCAUUGGCGGCCCGAGCCUCCUUCGUGCCAUUGUGGACACGUUCUAUCAGCGCAUCAUUCAGGAUGCGUUUUUGGCUCCGUUCUUUGACGGCGUCAACAUGGCCGUGCUGGCGUCGCAUCAGUACAAGUUUUUGGAAGCAUUAAUGGCAUUUGCCAGUACGCAAGUAGUGGUGGUGGAAGUCCCACUGGACAAGGUUCAGUUUUUGCUGGCCAAACACGAUCGUAUGUUUCGCGAGAAAGGUCUGAGCGAAGAGCACUUGGAUCUCGUGUUGGAGCAUUUGGAGGCGGCCUUUCAAGAACACUGUGUGGAUGAUGCCGUGCUGCAGGAAAUCAUGGAGGUCCUGAAAGGACUGCGUCCCGUCUUUGAAGAACGAGCACGGCAAGAACAGGAGAAACAACUGACACUACUCGCCAAGCUGGGAGGACCUUCUAAACUGACCAAGUUGAUUCGCGUCUUUUACGAUCGUCUGUUGGCGGAUCCAGACUUGGCAUUUCUCUUUACUGGCAAAAACAUGGAACGAUUGAAACAGCAUCAGCAUCAGUUUCUCGAAAUGAUCUUUACCGAACUACCCGACGAUUUGGAUGUCAUUCACUAUAUUGGGGAACGGCAUCAGCACCUCUUUGCCAAAGGCCUCAAUGAAACACACUUUGAUUUAGUCUUGCAGCAUUUAUUGGCAUCCUUGCCCAAACACCUGUCACCCGUCACGGUCGAGGAGAUCAAAGCCACCAUUGGGUCUCUUCGCAUUGCUUUUGAAGCCAACGGACAAUACAACAACCUGCACAACAAUGAGACUUUGGAGGAAACGCAGCGCCAACUCCAAGACCUCCGGUUGCAAAACAAUCUCCUCUUGACAAAAGUGGCUACCAUCGAGUCCAUGCUGACGAAACAAGCCAGAGAAUUUCAAGAUCUCAAACAGAAUCUGGCAACCUUGACAAAUCUACUAUUGAUCCAGCAGCAGCAACCACCACAACAAAGCUCUGCCAACAACAACAAUCAUCAUCAUCAGACUCCUCCAAAUGUCCAUGUUUCUUCACCAAGAACAGACUCGGCCUACACCUCAUCGAAGAAUCUUCCAACACCUGCGCCAAGUACAACUACUAGGGAGACCGUAGCACCCGCAAAAGUGGCGGAUUCCUGUGCUGCCAACAUUCCAGAAUCAGUCAAUGAUGGACACGAUGAUGCCACCGAGGCAAUUGUAAACCGUGCCCGACGAGCCACCCUUGCCAUUCAUUGCGAACACGUAGCCACACAACAACACGACGGGAAAACACUAGAGGAUUUCUACCAAAUCAAUCCUAAACUGCUGUUGGGAGAGGGUGGAUAUGGCAAAGUGUUUGCCUGUACGCACAUGGAAAGUGGAUACGAGCGAGCUGUCAAAAUCUUGCCCAAGGGGGACGAACAAGCCAACCAACAGGUGGUGCAGGAAUUCCAAACAAUUCAGUCUCUCGAUAAUCCCAACUUGAUCAAAGUCUAUGACAUGUUUGAGGAUGCCACGCAAUUCUACAUUGUGUCCGACAUUUACAAGGGAGGGGAUUUGUUUGAUGUGUUGGAAGAAAUGGGAACUUUGGCCGAAGAAGAUGUCAGGAAAAUCAUGAACACCAUGCUGACUUGUGUCAAUUACUGUCACCAGAAAAACCUUGUUCAUAGGGACAUCAAGCCAGAGAACGUUCUCCUGGAGGAGCACUUGGGAUUUGAAGAUCUCAAAAUCAUCGACUUUGGACUCGCGGCGACACUCGAGGAAAAGGAUGGUAUUCUCCACGAAGGAGUGGGGUCCUUGUACUACUUUUCUCCACAAAUCCUUGAAGGCACUUACACAAGCAAGUGUGACAUAUGGAGUGUGGGCGUAGUUGCUUUUAUUCUCCUCACUGGUUGCGUGCCUUUCAGCGGAAAAACCAGCGAAGCAACUUUGGAUGCGAUUGUGCAAGGCAAGAUGGAUUUUGGCUUUGAUGACGGUGCGUGGGAUGGCGUUUCCGACGAGGCCAUUGACUUCGUGGCGUAUCUCCUUUCCUACGAUGAAAUCGAAAGACCCAGCGCAGAGCAGGCAUUGAAGCAUCCCUGGCUCGAGUCUUUCCGUUCCACUGCAUUAAAAGAUGACAGUGCCAAACGCUCAUCAUUGAAAAACUCGCUUGCAGAACUCAAGCACUUCAAGAAUCAGAGAUCGAAAUUGAAAAAUGCGGCUUGUGCCAUCAUGUCGAGGUUGCUCUCCAAAGAAGAAAAGGAGAAGAUCGACCUCAACUUUCGUACUCUAGACCGGAAUUGCGAUGGCUGCCUCUGUCCAGAUGAUCUGAGACAAAGCUCUAAAGAACUGCAUGGAGAGCCAAUGACCGACAUGGAGAUUGAUGAAGUAUUUCAGCACGUCAACCUUUCGAGAACAGGGAAGAUAACUUAUUCUGAGCUUGCUAUUGCCAUCAUGAUGGAAGAGAACAUGGUGGAUGACGGCAAAAUGAACGCAGCUUUCCAAACAUUUGAUAAGGAAAACAAAGGCCACAUAUCCGCCAAGAACAUCAGAGAAGUGUUGGGGUGUGGGGAUGAUCUCGAUGUUGGGCAUGUUGGCUCGAUCUCCUUUGAAGAGUUCAAAGUCAUCAUGAUGCAAGACAAAAUCAAACAACCUGCAACUGGCCGAAACAAGCCAAGUCGAACCCCACGCAGAGGCACAUUGGGUAUUGUAGAGUCGACAACGACUCCUGCUUUCACCAAGGCCUUCAAGCGUUUGACAUUGCUCUAG